AUGUCCCUCACAGAUGCUCAACUAGCAUCUUUCCAGGAAAAUGGAUACCUUGUGAUCCCCGACUACCUUACUCCAGAAGAAAUAACCUCCGUCCUCACCGAAACCAACACCCUCCUGAACGACUUCCCGCUCGAAACCCACCCACUGACUCAAUUCACGACCGGCGAUGACAAGAAAGCCGAACACGUAGGAGACGAAUACUUCCUCAAUUCCGGCGACAAAAUUCGCUUCUUCUUCGAGCCCGAUGCUUUCAGCUCCGAGCCCGACCCACUGACUGGCGGCCCCGCAUUGAUCAAACCCAAGAAUCUGGCCGUGAAUAAGAUCGGCCACUCGCUACACACUCUCUCUUCACCCUUCAAAGCCAUUUCUCUGACUGCACGCAAUGCAGCUAUCGCGCGCUCUAUUGGCUUUGUUGACCCUCGCGUCUUACAGAGCAUGGUUAUAUGCAAACAGCCCUCUAUCGGCGGCGCGGUCCCCUCGCAUCGCGACUCGGAGUUCUUGUAUACAGACCCUCCAUCAGCGGUUGGAUGGUGGUAUGCGCUCCAGGAUGCAGGACCUGGAAACGGGACCUUGGGAAUGUGGAAGGGAUCGCAUCGCGGAAAGAAGGGAGGCCAUAUUGCUCGUCGUUUUGUGAGGAAGAGCGUUGGGUCUGGCACGGAGUUUAUUGAGAAUCCUGGGCCUCGAUUGCCUAAGGGUAUGGAUGAGGAGAAGGUGAGUGAGCCGAGUGAUGAGGAUUUGGAGAUCUUGCAGGUUAAGGCUGGCUCAUUGGUGCUUAUUCAUGGCAAUGUGCUGCACAAGAGCGAGAAGAAUACUAGCUCGAGAAGUCGGUAUGCGUAUACCUUCCAUGUUAUUGAAGGAGGUGAGGGGUGGGAAUAUGAUGAGCGGAAUUGGUUGCAGCCGCCUGAAGGUGGAUUCUCGAAGUUACAAUGA
Penicillium taxi is the source of this 930-nucleotide messenger RNA. Its product is annotated as phytanoyl-CoA dioxygenase family protein. The transcript has a single exon. The record is from RefSeq and is a predicted model, not a curated record. Bases 1 to 930 code for a protein of 309 amino acids. NCBI's taxonomy places the organism in Eukaryota, Fungi, Ascomycota, Eurotiomycetes, Eurotiales, Aspergillaceae.